This is a messenger RNA of Artibeus jamaicensis (Jamaican fruit-eating bat), 2663 nucleotides long. It is a transcript of the gene PISD, whose product is annotated as phosphatidylserine decarboxylase. Gene Ontology annotation, biological process: phosphatidylethanolamine biosynthetic process. The record is from RefSeq and is a predicted model, not a curated record. NCBI's taxonomy places the organism in Eukaryota, Metazoa, Chordata, Mammalia, Chiroptera, Phyllostomidae. Bases 465 to 1589 code for a protein of 374 amino acids. Gene Ontology annotation, molecular function: phosphatidylserine decarboxylase activity. Gene Ontology annotation, cellular component: mitochondrion. The transcript is spliced from 8 exons.
CGGGUCUGUCCCUCGGGGCCAGAGGACGCAUAUGCCUUCAUCUGCUUCUGCGUGAGGCCUGGCCCACCCACAGCAAGCUCUCCCUGCCCCUCAUCAAGGCCAGUGGCCUGGGGAGACAAGCGCUUCUAGAGGUGUCGGAACCAGCUCUGGUCUGGGAUGAGCCAGGCCUUGCCAUCUCCGCUGUCAGGGCAGAGACCCGUGCCCUCGUCUAGGCCUUAGGCAGCUGUGUCCUGACUGCUGUGGGCCCCUGUACUCCUGGAGUCUCGCUGACACCCUUGGCAGGUGCUGAGCUGACCUUCCCACCACUGUAGCUGAGCCCCAGCUCUGCCCGUGGUCUCUGAGCCGAGGAAGCGGUCCACCAGCCACCCAGAAGCAGUGACAGCGCAGGAGCUCCUUGGGGGGAAGGGAGGAAGGAGGAGGAACAAAGGCGAUCCUGCUGGCGCCGCCCUCCCUGCCCGCCCACCAUGUGUCAGUCAGAGGCAAGGCGAGGACCAGAGCUCAGCGCGGCGAAAUGGUUGCACUUCCCCCAGCUGGCUUUGAGACGGAGGCUGGGACAGUUAAGCUGCAUGUCCAGACCUGCCCUGAAACUGCGCUCCUGGCCUCUGACGGUCCUCUACUACCUCCUGCCCUUUGGUGCCCUGAGACCGCUCAGCCGGGUGGGAUGGAGGCCCGUGAGCAGGGUGGCCUUGUACAAGUCGGUGCCAACGCGCUUGCUGUCGAGGGCCUGGGGCCGUCUCAACCAGGUGGAGCUGCCACACUGGCUGCGCAGGCCCGUCUACAGCCUGUACAUCUGGACCUUCGGGGUGAACAUGAAGGAGGCCGCCGUGGAGGACCUGCACCACUACCGCAACCUCAGCGAGUUCUUCCGGCGCAAGCUGAAGCCACAGGCCCGGCCUGUGUGUGGCCUGCACAGUGUGAUCAGCCCAUCGGAUGGGAAGAUCCUCAGCUUUGGGCAGGUGAAGAACUCUGAGGUGGAGCAGGUGAAGGGUGUCACCUACUCGCUGGAGUCAUUCCUGGGCCCUCGUGCCUCUCCAGAGGACCUGUCCUUCCCACCAGCUACCUCCUGCAGCUCCUUCAGGAACCAGCUGGUCACCAGAGAAGGGAACGAGCUCUACCACUGCGUCAUCUACCUGGCCCCUGGGGACUACCACUGCUUUCACUCUCCCACUGACUGGACCGUGUCCCACCGGCGCCACUUCCCAGGCUCCCUCAUGUCUGUGAACCCCGGCAUGGCCCGCUGGAUCAAAGAGCUCUUCUGCCACAACGAGCGGGUGGUCCUGACUGGGGACUGGAAACACGGCUUCUUCUCGCUGACAGCUGUGGGCGCCACCAACGUGGGCUCCAUCCGCAUCUACUUUGACCGGGACCUGCACACAAACAGCCCCCGGUACAGCAAGGGCUCCUACAACGACUUCAGCUUCGUGACACACGCCAACAAGGAGGGCAUCCCCAUGCGCAAGGGUGAGCACCUGGGCGAGUUCAACCUGGGCUCCACCAUCGUGCUCAUCUUUGAGGCCCCCAAGGACUUCAACUUCAAGCUGAAAGCAGGACAGAAAAUCCGAUUCGGGGAGGGCCUGGGCUCCCUCUAGAGCCUCCUUCCUGGCUACAGCUGCUGAGGGACCCUCCCUGAACAGAGAAGUGGGAGUCUUCUUGAGGGGAACCUCCUCAGCUAUCUGUGGGGGACUCAGCACCACGGAGUCUGACCGGGCUGGACCCGGAUGACUUCCGUUCCUGCUGUCCCCAAGGUGCAGAUGAGGUCAGCGCUCCCGUCAUGCCCUAGACCUGCGUCAUCCCCUCUUCCCACCCUAAAGAGGAAGUGGAUGCCCGGGUGAUCAGAGGUUCCCUUUUGGGGAGAGAGGGUGUCACCCCCUGUUGUGUAGACCAGAGACCUUGUGUCUCCUGGCUGAGCAUUCAGUUGGUCCUGGUUCCCGUCGAAGAUGGUAAGUAGUAAUGUACCUUUGCUGUUCCCCCCGUCUCUGCUUUUGGCCUCACCUGCACAGGUGAGGUGCCUCCUGGCACCGACUGUGGACCCACCUACCCCCAGAGCAGGACCACAUGGCCUUUAAUGCAACUGCUUUGUUUCUCAAUUCACCCCUGCUCAUUGGGAAAAGCUUUCUCCUUCACACUUGUGGCUGAAUGCAUCACCCGACUCUGCCAGUGUCUUCUGAGGAUGGUGAUUAAUGGCCAGUGCUUUGCAGACCCCAGUGAGUGACCUUCUGGAGCAUUAAGACCAAUUACUGAGGCCACCUGACUGGCGUCCCACAGGGAUGGGGCAGGCAGGUAGUGGUUGCAUGCUGGGGCCAGGGGAGAGCUUGUGUCCCCUCCCCAGAUCUAGACCUACAUUAAAUAUGGGAAAGUUGCUGCUAUUGAUUCAGAGGCUUAUGUUGGAGGCAAAGGAGCCUUGGUGUAUCGGGGUGGGGAGGCAGAGUCAGUGCCUAGAAAACCUGUCCCCAGGUAAUAGGUAUGCAGUCCUUGGAAAGCCAGUGAUGGUGGGGACAGGGCCAGGUUUCAUGUCUCCUGGGGACUCUGAAUUUCUCCUGCCGGAGAAGCCAUUUGAACUUUUUCAACUGUAUCAGUAGCUCAGUAUUUUUGUAUGAGAAGUGGGAGACUUCUGAACAGUAAUUCAUUUAAUUGCAACAUUUUGAAAUAAAAAAUGAAACUCA